This is a messenger RNA of Lynx canadensis (Canada lynx), 3284 nucleotides long. RefSeq names its product cAMP responsive element binding protein 5 (gene CREB5). Bases 193 to 1296 code for a protein of 367 amino acids. NCBI's taxonomy places the organism in Eukaryota, Metazoa, Chordata, Mammalia, Carnivora, Felidae. The record is from RefSeq and is a predicted model, not a curated record. Gene Ontology annotation, biological process: regulation of transcription by RNA polymerase II. Gene Ontology annotation, molecular function: cAMP response element binding; DNA-binding transcription factor activity, RNA polymerase II-specific. The transcript is spliced from 7 exons.
GGGGAGGAGGGCGAGCCCAGGAGAAAGAGCGAGCAAGUGAGCGAGCCGGAGGGAGAGAGCCAGAGCUAGGCGCAAGAGAAGGGCCAGCGCAUUACAUCAUCGCUUGGCCUGGAAUCAAGUGGGAAGGAUAUGACUCACUCAGGCUAGUUAAGCUUUGGCUCAAAUUCUACACACACUCAUUCCAGAGCUCUCAUGUUCUGCACCUCAGGAGGGAAUUCAGCCUCAGUGAUGUCCAUGAGGCCUGUCCCAGGCUCUCUAUCUUCUCUGCUACAUCUCCACAACAGACAGAGACAGCCCAUGCCAGCCUCCAUGCCUGGGACCCUGCCCAACCCAACAAUGCCGGGAUCUUCUGCCGUCUCCAUGCCAAUGGAGAGACAAAUGUCAGUGAACUCCAACCUCCUGGGAAUGCAAGGUCCAAAUCUCAGCAACCCCUGUGCUUCUCCCCAAGUCCAGCCAAUGCAUUCAGAAGCCAAAAUGAGGUUGAAGGCCGCGUUGACUCACCACCCCGCUGCCAUGUCAAAUGGGAAUAUGAACACCAUGGGACACAUGAUGGAAAUGAUGGGCUCCCGGCAGGACCAGACGCCACACCAUCACAUGCACUCGCACCCACAUCAGCACCAGACGCUGCCAGCCCAUCACCCCUACCCGCACCAGCACCAGCACCCAGCCCACCAUCCUCACCCUCAACCCCAUCACCAGCAGAACCACCCACAUCAUCACUCCCACCUUCACGCACACCCUGCACAUCACCAGACCUCGCCACACCCACCCCUGCACUCCGGCAACCAAGCACAGGUUUCACCAGCGACACAACAGAUGCAGCCGACCCAGACAAUACAGCCGCCCCAGCCCACAGGGGGGCGCCGGCGAAGGGUGGUGGAUGAGGAUCCCGACGAGAGGCGGAGGAAAUUUCUGGAACGGAACCGGGCCGCUGCCACCCGCUGCAGACAGAAGAGGAAGGUCUGGGUGAUGUCACUGGAAAAGAAAGCAGAAGAACUCACCCAGACAAACAUGCAGCUUCAGAAUGAAGUGUCCAUGUUGAAAAAUGAGGUGGCCCAGCUGAAACAGUUGUUGUUAACACAUAAAGACUGUCCAAUAACAGCCAUGCAGAAAGAAUCACAAGGAUAUCUAAGUCCGGAGAGCAGUCCUCCCGCCAGCCCUGUCCCAGCUUGCUCUCAGCACCAGGUCAUCCAACAUAAUACCGUCACCACUUCCUCUGCAGUGAGCGAGGUGGUGGGAAGCUCCACCCUCAGUCAGCUCACCACUCACAGAACAGACCUGAAUCCCAUCCUUUAAAAUCCACCACUGGGUCAGACCUUGCCUCCAAGAAGAGCUGUCGCAUAUCAUGCGUCCUUUCCUUUAAGGGCAUUUUUAGAAUUAACUCAGACCUGGAAGACUCCUCAGCCCUUCAGAGACUGGCUUUCAUUUUUAUAGUUAUUAUGGAAAUGUCGUCUUUUAUACUUAGUUCUAUAAGAAAAAAGGGAGUUAUGCAAUUAAUUAAUCUAUCAGCUUGGGAAAUGCUUUGGUGCUUUUCUCCAAUUUUCUGGUACCAGUGAACUUGUUUAUAAACUGAACUCCUUCUGUAUAUAGACAUGGUUUCAUUCUUAUCGGUCCAACCCUUUGCCUGAAACAUUGCAUCUUGUUAAACCGCAGCUUUUAGCCAAAAUGAGGCAUGCCCACAUGUCACGUAAACGGAUGCAAGGUAACUGGGUGGUGAGUCUGAUGAUGUCGUAACACAUGUUGAGUUUGUGCUGUGAUGUCGCCAGAAUUCCAGAUGAACACAGAGCCUUUUCCAUAUUUGUCUUCCUCUUAUUAUAAAAAAAGGAUGAGAUCCACUGAUGUCCAAAUAAAACCACCAAGCAUCUCCCCACCUCUCCUCCUCCUCUUGGUCCACCUCCUUGAAUUGCCAAUUUUCUCCACUCUCCCUCUCCUUUUCCACCUUUUCCUGGGCCGCCUGUGUACUCUUCAUUUUUACUUUCUUCUGUUUUAUUUUUCCACCUUUAGCAUUGCAGGUAAAGAAGAAAACAAUGCCUAAAGGGAAAAAAAAACACAAGUAAAUCUAAAAAAAUACGAAUCUAGCCAUUGCUUCCCUUGCCUGUGACCCACAGCUGGAGUUCAUUCAUCUCUUGCUUUUUAUAAAAUGGUAAGCAAGAGAGGUUUAAUGUGCCUGGUUUAAUGUUUUUAAUAAUCAGAACAAAUAAAAGGUGGCUUAGCCAUAGGUGAAACACUGUUGAAUGCCAGCUGUGGAGACACCAGGGAAGGGAACCUAUAAGCCUUGAUUGUGAAGGUCCAAAUUAUGAUGUGGGCUGUAACAUCACACCCUCGAAUUACAACCGGCUUUAUAUGGCCUGUCUAUAAGGUUAAAAAUCCAUAGACUAUAUAAUAAUUCAGAAGGGCUCUAUUCACUACACAGAUUACAAUGGUCAAUCAUCAGCUGCUAAUAGACUAAGAUUUAUUAAUUAUUUUUUUCUCUUAAGCCUAUGGAACUGGCUUUGCUAUUCUGGUGGGUGAAAGUACACGCUUUACUGGAGGAACAAAGAGAGAAAGAAAACCUGAUGUUCCCGUAGGGGUGCUUUCAGCUCCCCCCCCCCGCCCGCCGCCCCCAGAACAGCCAAAGCCUUUUUUGGCUGCUGCAAGAAUCCCAUGGAUAUGGCUACUCUACUCUUCUGAAUAAUUCUGAUUUAUAUUUUCAACAACUUUCAUCAGCUUGCCCAUUAUAAAAAGCAGAUAGUCCCGAACCACGGUUGUGCCUCCUUGAAACAAGCCAUUCUACUGUGCUAAUGUGUGCUAAUAUCACAUCUCACAAGUAACGGGCUAAUGUUUCUCUCUAGCAGUGUAGACAGGUGCUGGUGUUUCAUCUCCAUUUGAAUGCUUGACGUCCUAACAUGAGUGUGUGUGUGUGUGUGUGUGUGUGUGUGUGUGUGUUCAUGGGAUUUAAAUAAUAGUAUUUUACAAAAGGUGUCGCUUUUAUAAGAGUUCAAAAAAGGGAAAGAUACAUGUGUGGAUGUGGGUGUGUGUAUAUGUGUUUAUCUCUCCCUGUAGCAUAAGAAUCUAUUUUGGAGAAAAAAGAAAAUAUGAGAGUCGUGAAGCAUGAUUUUUAUAACUAGUUUCAGUUUUAUCUAAUAACUUACUUUUUAAAUCAGUAUUUAUCAACCUUUUUUUUUUCAUGUAUGCAGUGCUUUCAAAAGAAAGUUUUGAGUGUCCAGGGAAACUCAUGACUAGAUAUAUGGUCUAAAAAUCAAAACAAAAGCAAAAGCAAAACAAAAAAUAAACACACACACACA